UGGAACCCAGGAGUGACCUGCAAAGGACGUAGCCUUGGAUAAGAGGCUCUUGCCUGCAGCAGCUUGUUUACUGUAAGGUUCAGACUCGUCCUGUUUGUUCCCUGUGAUGGACUGCACCUUUCCCUUCAGCUCUGCUACACUGCAGCUGGGUGAGGGGCAGCUGGGUCAGUGGAAGUGCUCUCAGCGUAUAAGGCCCUGGUACCACCACAGUGAGCACAGCCUGAGCCCAGUUGGCCAGGGAUGCCAGAAGAGCCGAUUGGAGCCACUGGAGUGCCGGGAUCUGCUGGUCCAGAAUGCGCUCUUCACUGGGGACCUGGAGAUGGUGCAGAAGUACUUCACCAAGAGCGCAGCCAUCAAUCUCAUCAUUGAGAACAAGGGUGAUCAGCUACGCUGGACUAGCAGGAAAUUUGGACUGUGGUCUCUGAGCUAUGAGCAGGAGCUCACCACGCCGCUGCACAUCACAGCCAGCCGGGGCUACACAGACUGCCUGCGGCUCCUGCUGCUCCGUGGUGCCACCGUCGACUUUGCACCCGGGGGUAAGACUGCCCUGCACGAGGCGUGUGCCGCAGCCCGUACGGACUGCGUGCGCCUGCUGCUCAGCUUUGGUGCUGACCCUGAGGCUGUCUCUGAGGAUGGCUACAAGCCCCUGCACCUCUGCAAGAGCCCAGACUCCAUCGAGUGUGUCCAGCAGCUGCUGCAGCAUGGUGCCAAUGUGAACAGUCAGACGGAGGAGGAGAACGACACAGCAUUGCACGUAGCAGCACGGCAUGGCCUAACAGACCACGUCCAGCUGCUGCUGCGCUCUGGGGCAAAGCUGGAGGCAGAGAAUGAGGAGGGGCAGACGCCACUGAAUGCUGCCUGUGCUCAGCCUCAUCAGCCCCAGGACAUGGACCGCUACUACCAGGUCUGCCAGCUGCUGGUGGAGAGCGGUGCCAGCAUCAACGCUGCAGACAGGGACCGUCAGCACCCUCUUCACCUGGCCUGCAAGAAUGCCAAUGCUCAAGUGGUAGAGUUACUGCUGGCCCGGGGUGCAAAUGUCAACAUCAUGAACUACAGCGGCAACACGGCACUGCACAAUAUCCUGCAAGCAACUGCCUACAAGCUGGAGCACCAUCCCGAGCUCGUGGUGCGAGCCCUCCUCAACUACGGUGCCAUCCGCAUCUGGCCUGGCUCCCUCCUCAAGGUGCUGCGGUACUGCCACACCUGCCCGCGUGUCAUCGAGGCCCUGAUGAACAGCUACGAUCAUGUGCGUGUCUCUGAGGACUGGGUGGAAGCGGUUCCAGCAGAGGUUGUACAGAAAUACCCACGUUUCUACCAGUCACUUUUCUCCCUGGAGCAAAGACCUCGCUCCUUGCAGCACCUGGCUCGCUACACGCUCAGGACAUUCUUGGAGGGACGGUUGCUUCUGGUCCUGUCUCAGCUGCACCUGCCAAGUGCUUUGCACCAUUUCCUGCUGCUCGGCUUUGAGGAUGUUCUCUACUAA
Antrostomus carolinensis (chuck-will's-widow) is the source of this 1483-nucleotide messenger RNA. RefSeq names its product ankyrin repeat and SOCS box protein 10. The coding region runs from base 107 to 1483 and encodes 458 amino acids. The record is from RefSeq and is a predicted model, not a curated record. Gene Ontology annotation, molecular function: protein binding. NCBI's taxonomy places the organism in Eukaryota, Metazoa, Chordata, Aves, Caprimulgiformes, Caprimulgidae. Gene Ontology annotation, biological process: intracellular signal transduction. The transcript is spliced from 5 exons.